Macrosiphum euphorbiae (potato aphid) is the source of this 2370-nucleotide messenger RNA. The record is from the annotation of a GenBank genome assembly. Lineage: Eukaryota; Metazoa; Arthropoda; Insecta; Hemiptera; Aphididae.
AUGAAACGUUUCGUUAAAAAUUACGAAGAUAAAGAACCGAUGACUUUCGAAGAGUACGAAGCGGUUUCAUUAAAAUUCCCCUGUCCGAUAAGGUAUACACGGAUUUCGGAUGUAUGUACCGGUAUGGAUAUUCCGAAAAAUAACAUAACAGUUAUGCGCUCCGAUAUAGGGGAACGUCUAAAAGAUUUUUCUAUUGAAAAAUCGGAAGCGCAAAUCAUCAGACAAUGGCUGGUUAAUAAUAACUACGAUAUUUCCGUGUACGAAUUAACAUACGGAUGCAUACCUACAUCGUUCGUGCCGGAAAUGCAAUUUGUCAUUACGAAAUUCAUCGAAGACCGUUACCCGACAACGCCCGUGUUGGUCGACGGAGAGUUAGAGUUGUUGUGUAUGACGUAUUGGCGAUAUUUCAGUUCGGAUUUGAUAAAAUACUGCGAAAAAACUCCUCGAAAAUUAUCCAAAAUGAUUUUAUGCGACAUUGUAAAAAAAUUGUUAAAGAUUAAAAGAAUAAAACAUACCGACACCUCUAAAAUAAAUGAGAAAAAUAAAGACGUUUUUUUACCGAAAUUACUAUGUGCCGUUAAUAUCGGAGACUCGGACCACGUGACGAUCGGAUCGCUGUGUAUACUAAAGAUGCUGCUGACGACGUUUUUGACCAGGUAUAAAAUACCGAAAACCACGGUAUCGAUUAUCAACGGAAUAUUUAUGUCUUUAAAAGUGGAGCAUAUAUUAACGGGUAAUACGUUCAAUAAAGUGAUUAAAGCUCAAGACAUGGUAUUGAGGUGGUUUAUCGAAACUUGCAACUUUCAUAGAAUCGGUAUUUCGGCGAUUAACUUGCCGCCCAGUAUUUUCGUAAAUUUAUUGAAAACUCCUACGUCCGAAAAAGCUGAUCAGAUAGCGGUGUUCAAUAAAUCUGACGUUUUUGAGAUUUUCAAGCUAUAUUUUUCGAAGCCGUCUGACGUUAGUUUAGAAUUAUGCGUAGCUGUUGAUAACAUGUUCAUGUUGAUUGUCGUUUGGUUUUCCAACUAUCUGUGCUUAACCGGUCUGUUGUCGUUAUCGUUGUUUGGUAAAUUUAAUCAAACGAUUUUACCGCAGUUUUUGCAACAUGUCAACAGAUACGGCAUAGAACAUUACCAAAAUUCAAUGAUUACCGCUAAUUAUUCCACGAGAAUAAAAAAUAAAUUUGCAGAAGCUGUAUGCAAAAAUGUAAGUCGAUUAUCAAAAACCGAAGGGAAUAUUAAUCGACCGAAAAAAAAAAUCAGUUUCGAACAGCCGAUACUCGACACGUUAAUGGAUUUUGGGCACAAAUUUUUGAAUUACGCAGUAAGUCCGGUGGCAGUUAAGCGAACAGAAUCAUCGAUACCGUCCAAAAGUUGGUCGAAUCCAUUCAUAAUGGCGAUACGAAAAUUUGAAACAGACUGCGUUUUAACUAAUCGGAAUAUAGCUUUACACGAUAAAUUUAUAGAAUGUACUAGCGAUUCGUUAUACGGUUCGAAAAAAAAAACAUUCCGAUUAAUAAACGCCAAAUAUUACGAAUACGGUAAUAUUGAGAGACUAAAAAAACGAAAAAUCGAAUCGCUGACGACGACGACGAAUUCUGACGCAAACGGUCUGAUUACCACGUUGGCUAAAAGUUAUAACGACGAUACCGAGGACGGUGAAGAUUACGGCGACAACGACAACGACGACGAUGACGAUGAUGAUGAUGAUGAUUGCGACGAUGACUAUGAUCCUGACGAUGACGAUGAAUUACCUAUCGGAGAACAAAAUUUAUUAUUCGAAGAUUUAAAGUUAAAUUAUUCCGAUGAAUUUAACGAUAACCGUAUGGAAAAAUUAACAAGAAAACGAAUAAAAAAAAAAAUAUUAUCUACAGCAGUAGUGUCAUUGAUGUCGAAAUGUCCCAGUAAAAUUUUAAAUAAUAUGCACCUUUUAAGGCGUCUAGAGAAAAAAAAAAUGAUAGAACCGUAUAAAAUAUCAAAAACCGAUAAAUACUUAAUUUUAAACCAAAUUAAAACUUUUGGAGUAAUUUCAAAUACCGAUACAUUAACGCCCCACGAAAACAAAAAAAAUAAAUGUAAAUUAUGUCGGACAAACUUUACCAUUCCCGGUUUUGAAAAUUUAUUAAUUAACGAAAAUACUGCCGUCGACUGUUGUUUGUCCUGCGUUUUACAAUUACACAACAUUCUCCAGAAUAAAUCAAAUGACGUAACGUUCGAAAUAGUACAAAAUCAUUUAGUACAAAAAGUAAAAAAUAAAGAUCUCACACGGCUUGAAAAUUUUGAAGAAAUAGAUUUUUCCAUAGACUUUACGAAACUCAAAAAUAAAAAAUAUAUACCUUCGUAUAAUAGAUUAGAAAGUACUUACGGUAAAUAA